Messenger RNA from Trichomonas vaginalis G3, 138 nucleotides. Its product is annotated as Ankyrin repeat family. The transcript has a single exon. Gene Ontology annotation, cellular component: cytoplasm; nucleus. The record is from RefSeq and is a predicted model, not a curated record. Gene Ontology annotation, molecular function: protein binding. The coding region runs from base 1 to 138 and encodes 45 amino acids. Lineage: Eukaryota; Parabasalia; Trichomonadida; Trichomonadidae.
AUGGCGGAAGUUCUUAUUUCGCAUGGUGCGAAUAUCAACGAAAAAGAUAAUCAGGAGUAUACAGCUCUUGAUUUUGCAUCAAGGCUUAAUCGCACAGAAAUAGUUGAACUUCUUAUUUCGCAUGGUGCGAAAGAAUAA